Molecule: messenger RNA, 519 nt
Organism: Vanrija pseudolonga
Lineage: Eukaryota; Fungi; Basidiomycota; Tremellomycetes; Trichosporonales; Trichosporonaceae
Exons: 2
Coding region: 1-519 (172 amino acids)
Source: RefSeq, a predicted model, not a curated record
AUGGAGUCCACCCGCCCACACACCCACGCGAUCCCGCACAGCUUCACGCUCUCGCGCUCCUCCUCCUCCUCGUCCUCCACCUCGUCCUCGUCCAUGGGCCCGUGCCACCGCUCGACAGCGUACGCGUCCAGCGGCGACGUGCGCGCCGCGCUCGACCACGCCGCGCCGAGCGAGAAGGCGUUCGCGUACUCUGUCAUCUUUAGCUACGUCGCCGAGGGCGCCGCGCGCAGGCGGUCAAGGGAGCAGGUGCGCGGCAAGCUUGACGCGCUUGAGCAAGUCAUGCCCCACUUUGCUGCAGCGUUCGACUCUGUCCGAGCCGAGUUUGGCCUCGACGCGCCGUCCGCCGACGCGCGCCUCGCCCGCACCGACGCAUGCAAGGCCCGCGACGCGGCCGACCGUGCCCGCCGCUCGCGCUCGUCGUCGCCCGCUGCUUCUCCUACAACAACGCCGGCGGCGCCCUGGGGAAGCGAGUACGAUGCCUCCCCUGCUGCGCCCCACUCGCCGCGCCUGUGGCAAUAG